CCCAUCCAGUGAUAACCCCUAAAUGGGCUCAUCGGCCCAAUGAAAUACAAAACAGAACUAUUGUUGACAUCGUCUCUGUAACUCGCCGUCGUUGCGCACGAUUGACCGGUAAAUUGUACAUAACAGUCACUUUCCUUAUAACUCGCCCAAUCGAUCUGACCCGACCCGACUCGACUCGACCCAUUAUUACUCUAAAAAAUCCAUCAGAACUAAAGUUGCCGUCGUCUCUGUAACUUCGCCGUCGUUGAGGAGCACGAUUGUGUUCGUCUGACCAAGAAAUGACUAGAAAACUGUAAUUAACAGUCACCUUCGUGAUUUCUGGUUAUUGGCAUUAGGGUUUCGCUAUAAUGCGGUGGUUGCUACAGGGAAGAGUUAAUUUGUCUACUAGUUUGUGUAAAUGCAGAGAAAGGUUUGAUUUUUUAUAUCAGCAGAGAUGUGGUUUAGUUAACGUUAAGUUGAAAUGGGUUAAAGAUAAAGAACUUGAUGCUGUUGUGGUUCGUGAAAAGCAUCUUAAAGCAGUUUGUAAUCUCGUUUCAGUUAUUUCGGCUUCUCCUGAUUUGAAACUACCUAUCUUUAAGCUUUUGCCUCACCGCGGUCAGCUCGGUUUGCCUCAAGAUCUUAAGCUUUCGGCGUUUAUUCGGAGAUAUCCCAACAUUUUUGUGGAGCAUUGUUAUUGGGAUAAUGCAGGUACUAGUGUUCCUUGCUUUGGUUUAACGUGUGAGGCGAUUGAUCUUUAUUGUGAAGAAGCUGAUGUUUUACGGGUUAACGAAAAGGAUGUUAUUGUGAGGUUGUGUAAACUUCUUAUGCUUACGUGUGAAAGAACACUUUCGCUACAUUCCAUUGAUCAUCUCAGAUGGGAUUUGGGUUUGCCGUAUGAUUAUAGAGAUUCAUUGAUUCCUAAGCACCCGGAUUUGUUCUGUUUGGUGAAGUUGUCUAGUGAUCUUGAUGGUUUGAAAUUGAUAUAUUGGGAUGAACACCUUGCUGUUUCCCAACUGCAGAUAAAAGAGGACGUUGGAAAUAAUGAUCAUAUAGCCUUUCCGGUUAAAUUUACGAGGGGGUUUGGAUUGAAAAGGAAGAGCAUGGAGUGGCUCCAAGAAUGGCAGAGACUCCCUUAUACCUCACCUUAUGUCGAUGCAUCUCAUUUGGAUCCAAGAACUGAUUUGUCAGAGAAGAGAAAUGUCGGAGUGUUUCACGAACUUCUUCAUCUAACAAUUGGGAAAAAGACAGAGAGGAAAAACGUUAGCAAUCUUCGUAAACCGUUUGCACUUCCGCAGAAGUUCACCAAAGUAUUUGAGCGUCACCCGGGUAUUUUCUACAUUUCUAUGAAAUGUGAUACGCAGACAGUGAUCCUUAGAGAAGCAUAUGAUAGGCGACAUCUCAUUGAAAAGCACCCUCUCGUUGAAAUCAGGGAAAAAUUCGCAAACAUGAUGAAUGAAGGGUUUCUGGAUAGAAGUCGGGGACUAUAUCAGAAAUCUGUUGAUACUGAUUCGGGGAAGAACAAUAUCAAGACAAUUUAUCCGGUUUGGUCAGAAGAAGAAGAGUCAGACAAUAAUCCGAAAUCUCGAUACGACUCUGAUUGUCAUCUAGUUAAAGAAACAUAAAACGGAUGUUUUAGUAGUGAGUCCGGGUACAAGUUUUGUUACAAUGGAACCAAAUCAAGACGUCGCAGAAGGUGUGAGAGUUAAAGAUCGCAUUCUGCAUCUAAGCCUGAGCUUUCGGCAGUGAAUGGGGUUCUCCAUUUAAAUUCAGUCAACUGAAUCUGAUACUUCAUCUUUCCCACAAUCUUCCAAGCUGCGAUGUUAAAAACAAAAACCUCAUUUGAUGGAACGCAACAGACGACAUUUUCAAGUGAGCUUUUAGCAUUUUCGCUAGCAAACAAAAGCUGGUUGAUUGAUUGUUGCCGGUUCUCUAAACGCGUAACAAGGACAUAGAAAGAGGAAUGGGUAAAUUACUUUGGACUUGUCUUGUUUGAAGCGUGCAUACACCUUUAGUCAAUCUGAGUCAUGACAUCGUGUUUUCCGGAAGAUGAAUUAUUGGUCUGAGGCAUACAUUGGAUCGUUGAUAGUGUGGUUGUUCUUUAUUUGUCAUUUGAAUCGGUCUCUUAACAUACAACAAAUUCAAAACCUUGUUGUUUUCGUAUCUGGAAAUAAUAUUACAUAUUUAUGAAA
This is a messenger RNA of Arabidopsis lyrata subsp. lyrata, 2168 nucleotides long. RefSeq names its product protein ROOT PRIMORDIUM DEFECTIVE 1. The record is from RefSeq and is a predicted model, not a curated record. Bases 348 to 1601 code for a protein of 417 amino acids. Lineage: Eukaryota; Viridiplantae; Streptophyta; Magnoliopsida; Brassicales; Brassicaceae. The transcript is spliced from 2 exons. Gene Ontology annotation, molecular function: RNA binding.